Molecule: messenger RNA, 1892 nt
Organism: Ilex paraguariensis (yerba mate)
Lineage: Eukaryota; Viridiplantae; Streptophyta; Magnoliopsida; Aquifoliales; Aquifoliaceae
Source: the annotation of a GenBank genome assembly
AUGAAUGGUUAUAGUUUAUUGGAGCUUACUCUCGGGGAUAUUCUUCGAGUCAUCAAUCCCAUGAACGAGGAUUGGUCGAUACGGUUUCAUAUCAUUAAUGAGCUUCAAGGUGUUGUUCAAUCCAUAGAAAAUCUUAGAGGUGCAACUGUGGAGCCAUAUGGAUCAUUUGUGUCAAAUCUCUUCACCAGAUGGGGAGAUCUGGAUGUAUCUGUGGAGUUACACAAUGGUUCAUAUAUUUCAUCUGCUGGGAAAAAACACAAACAAAGUUUACUAGAAGAUAUACUAAAGGCUUUGAGAAGGAAGGGUGGAUGGCGUAGGUUGCAAUUUAUUCCCAAUGCAAGGGUUCCCAUAUUGAAGCUUGAGAGCCACCUGAACAUCUCUUGUGAUAUCUCAAUCAAUAAUCUUGUUGCUCAAAUGAAGUCCAAAUUAUUGUUUUGGAUCAAUGAGAUUGAUGGGCGCUUUCGUGAUAUUAUUUUACUGGUCAAAGAAUGGGCCAAGGCACAUGAUAUUAAUGACUCAACGUCUGGAACUUUAAACUCAUACUGUCUCAGCUUGCUUGUUGUCUUCCAUUUUCAGACUUGUGUACCUGCAAUUUUGCCCCCCCUUAAGGAAAUAUAUCCGGGAAAUAUAGUUGAUGAUCUUACAGGUGUGAGGGCUGUUGCAGAGAAACAUAUUGAAGAAACAUGUGCUGUCAACAUAAACAGGCUUAGAUCGGAUAGAUCCAGAAUUAUUAACGCAAGUUCUUUGUCUGAACUUUUUGUUUCAUUCCUUGCAAAGUUUUGCGAUAUCAGUUUGAGGGCCCCAGUGCAAGGGAUUAGCACAUAUAGUGGACAGUGGGAAGACAUAGGAAGCAACAUGAGAAGGCUACCCAAAACUUGCGCACUAUUUGUUGAGGAUCCCUUUGAGCAGCCGGCUAAUUCUGCGAUGACUGUUAGCAACAGACAGUUAACGAAGAUAUCAGAAGCAGUUCAGACAACUCACCGUAUGCUUCUCUCAGCCCAUCAAAGUCAGAAUUCUAUUAUUAGUACUCUACUCAGGCCACACAUAUCACAGUUUGUGGCAAGAACACCUGCUAGAAACCUCAGUAAUAAUGGCGGAGACUGCAGCAGGGCUCAGCCACUGGUGCACGCACCUGGGCACUCACCUUUACAAUUGCAACAGCAGUUUCAGAACAUGAGGAUUGAUGGGCGCCCCAGAAAUGGAAAUGCAUCAACACGAAAGGGGCCUGGAAAUGGAAAUGCAUCAACACAAAAGGGGCCUGGAAAUGGAAAUGCAUCAACCCGACAGGUGCCUGGAAAUGGAAAUGCAUCAACCCGACAGGUGCCUGGAAAUGGAAAUGCAUCAACGCGACAGGCGCUUGGAAAUGCAUCAAUGCGACAGAUGCCUGGAAAUCGAAAUGCAUCAACCCGACAGGCGCCUGGAAAUGGAAAUACAUCAACACAACAGGCGCCUGGAAAUGGAAAUGCAUCAACGCGCCAACCUGUCCGGGCAUUGCAUAAUCAAGGACAGCAAUUGCGGAGGCCUAGGCCUUGACAGGUAAACCAUGCCAUAUCAGUUUUUGCUGGCUGAACAGAUUGUAACCCGAUUGAUAUCAUCGGACUUUGUUCUGAGGUGGGGUGUUUUCCUUGGGUUGUGGAGUGCUAGGCUUGUGAUGAGUUGUUGCUUUUGAACUUUUUCAAGACUCAGGAAAAGAAUAAUUUUAAUAUAUAAGUGUCUGUACAACCUUAAUGGUGACAGGGUGCAACUUGGACGUGUUAUUAGGGUUGAAAGGUUAAUUUGAGUUGAGCCUACGUUACAAAGAUCCUAAUUUCAGUUUAACCCAAAUAUUUCAGUAUGGGUAUUUACCAGGCAUGACUUUUAGCAUUUGGGUUAUAAUUCAAAUCCUAUUUUUC